GCCGGCGCGCAGUGCGUGUGUGCUGUGUGGGGUGGGGAUUGGACAAUACUCCAUAUUUAGCGCGAGCAGCGGAGCACGACGUGGCAUCCCCUUCGCUGCACGAUACCGCACGUUGCUUUCUUUUUCCGUCCCAAUGUCGUAGUACUACCCCGCCGACGAGGCAACGACUUUACCGCAAUUUUCUUUUAGUAUAAUUAGGGAAUCUCUACCUACAUUGAUGGUGGACUGGCUGCACGCAUAUGGCCAAGUGGCCCAUCAGUGGGUUUAUUUGGUAUGUAGGAUUAUUCUUGUGUUCUUUUUUAGAUGGAAUUCUUGCUCGUUUAUCCGGAGUCUCAAAAAAUAAUAAUCCAAAUGAUAAGUACCUCACGUCAUGUACCUGGACAUUUAGCCCGAACUUCCUUAUAGCCGUCUGAUCGGCAGCACAAAUCUCUGCGUGCGUCAUCUUGCCAGGUCGGCAGCAGAAACGUUUGGGUUGAAUCGCUCUCGCACCGCACACCCAUCCACCCCCGGAUUCCACUUCUCUGCAUCCCAUCCACCUGUCCCGACCCCCUUCUCACUCUGCUUUUCUCCACCCUCUGUUCACCGCCGGAUCUAGAGGAGAGAUGAAUGGCGGCGCCGGCGAUGACGAGGAGGAGCCGCGGCACGGAGGAGCGUGCGCGGUGGGGAGGAGCUGUGGCGGGGAGUGGAAUGGCGGCGGGGAGGAGCCGCAGCGGAUUGCCGGGGAAUGCGGCGAGGAGAAUCCCUCGGCGCUCGGCGGAUGCAGGGUACGGGUAGAGGUGGCGCGGCGGAGCAGGGCGCCACCAGCCUCCAAAGCACCGGUGGUGGUGGACGCCGGCGCGGGCAUGCUGCCCUGGCUAUCAUUUCCGCAGGGUAAGGAUGCCGAGCGACGGUGGUGGUAGCCGCCGACGCAGGCCUGCUGCCCCUGGCGACCCUCGCCGCCUUCCUCUGCUCAGAGCCAACGAUGGUAGUUUUGUAGCGCACCUCCGCAAAGGUCCUGACCCGCAAUCGCUAUCUUCCUCCGCCCACGCGACAACACAGUGGGGUUUCUCUGGUGAUCUCAAGUCCGCCGCCGCAGAAGCAGCUGUAGCACAAGCUCACCGAGGUCUUCGACGCGAGGCAGUUGACCCUCAGCUCCAACAGCGACAGCAACGCUAUGAAGUGAUUUUCAUCACAGCUAGGUUGCAGGAACUUUUUGUGGUUGAUGUGAUGCUAAUUGAUCAGUUUUCAUGGCCGAGUGCUGGCUCCUCGCCCGUGCCGCCACAACAGCAGUCGAGGCCGCCUCCAUCUGUGUUGUACCCAUCAUCGUCGAGCUGCUCGUCCGCACUGCCAUCACAUGUCGCCGCUGUGGGCUCCUCGGAUCCCCUCGAUGUUAUUACUUCACCUCCGAUGUGGGACUGGCCGUCGUUCUCUCCUACGAUGUCACAACAAAAGGCUUGGGAAUGGAGCUGCACGAGGAGCGUUUGGGCCAUGGAGGUUUAAGAGGGGUACGAGGGGCGUUCGGGCCAGGGAGCUUCUCGUGCCGAAUGAACUCGUUCGGUCAAUGCUCUCCUAGACCGCGCGUACGGUGGUUAUCAGUGUCCAAAAAAAGUUCAUCGCAUCCGGAACACAAACAGGUAAGACAUGAAAACAUGCCUUAUACAAAUUAUUCAAGCAGCCAUACCUAGCUAGUCUAUGAACAGCAAAGUUUGCCGAGGGUCGCGCUCAAGCAUCGCGGACUCCUCCCGAGCAUGGAACAAACUCUUGAUCUCUUCAACAAUCGAUAUGAAGAUGGACCUAUCCUUCUCUUGAUCACAUAAUUUCGACGCCACCGCGUUGGAGUCAGUUUCCAGCACAAGCUUAUGGAUACCAAUCUCGUUGGCAACUUGGGUAGUACAGUGGCAAAUGAAAAGCCCAGCUUGCUCCGGCUCGGCGAUGGACGGGAAGAACUGCACUCUCCUCCCAUGAGCGUACCAUGAUGGUCCCAAUGAACCCCUACGCCACCGCCACAAUUGCCGCCUUGGUCGUCGCUCCAUCCGCAUUAGCCUUGAUCCAACCCUUGUCUACAGACUCCACCUUUUUCGUCAGUACUCCGUUUAGUGGCGCCCUAGUAGCAUCUUGUGUUGUAUUCCACUCCUCCACUACACAUCAAAUCCAAUCAACGUUUUCCUUGGCA
Molecule: messenger RNA, 2152 nt
Organism: Triticum aestivum (bread wheat)
Lineage: Eukaryota; Viridiplantae; Streptophyta; Magnoliopsida; Poales; Poaceae
Exons: 4
Coding region: 877-1479 (200 amino acids)
Source: RefSeq, a predicted model, not a curated record